Frankliniella occidentalis (western flower thrips) is the source of this 2948-nucleotide messenger RNA. Its product is annotated as dolichyl-diphosphooligosaccharide--protein glycosyltransferase subunit 1. The record is from RefSeq and is a predicted model, not a curated record. The transcript is spliced from 5 exons. NCBI's taxonomy places the organism in Eukaryota, Metazoa, Arthropoda, Insecta, Thysanoptera, Thripidae. Gene Ontology annotation, cellular component: membrane; oligosaccharyltransferase complex. Bases 123 to 1952 code for a protein of 609 amino acids.
GUGCGAGUUGGCACCUCGGCCGGUCUGCUUUUUCACCCGGCUUGUUUGCUUCUGCCGAGGUGGCGACGGCGACACGCUGCAAGUCGCCUAUUUCUAACGUUCCUGUGUGACUCGGCCCCGCAAUGGCGUGGCUACGUUUAACCCUUGUCGCACUGGUGCUUUUGUGCGGUUCGUCGCUCGCCGCUCCGGACACAAUCAGCCCUUCCGUGAGGGUGAAACAAGCAGACAGGUUAGUCGACCUGGCAUCCCAACUUGUCAAGAUCAACACUCAGCUGGUGUUUGAAAACACGGGCAGCGAUGCUGCGCGCUAUGUCCUCGUCGCCCUGGACGAGAGCCACGCCAACUCACUGGCCUACAUCAACGCCGUCCUGGUGGAGCCCAACAAGGGCGGCGUGAAGCCCCUGAAGCUGGUGGAAACCAAGGUGCAGGGCCAUGAGCACAGCUCCAACCGUUUCUACCGCAUCGAACUCAAGACACCCCUGAGCACUGGCAAAACGGUCACCAUUACUCUCGAGUGCAUUCACAGCCACCACCUGGAGCCCUUCCCCCGAGAGAUUACCCAGAAGGAGAAGCAACUCGUCAAGUACAGUGGCAACCAUUAUAUUGUCAGUCCAUAUACUGUUGUCAAGCAGAAAACGACUGUCAAUCUGAGUGCACGCAAUAUUGAGAACUACACCAAGCUGAAGCCUGUCUCGCAAUCAGACAUGUCAGUCUACUAUGGACCAUAUGAAAAUAUUCCACCCUUCAGCGAAGACCCUAUGGUUAUUCAUUGUGAGAACAACACCCCUUUCCUUGCUGUUCGCAACCUACUACGUCAAAUAGAAGUUUCUCAUUGGGGCAAUAUUGCCAUUGAGGAAACUGUCGAUUUGGAGCAUACUGGGGCAAUUUUGAAGGGUUCUUUCUCCCGCUAUGAAUUCCAGCGCGAGAGUGGUAGUGGUCUGUCUAGUGUCAAAAAUUUCAAGACUAUUCUGCCAGCUUCUGCAACGGAUGCUUACUACAGGGAUGAUAUUGGAAACAUCUCCACCUCCAACAUGAGAGUCUUAAGUGAUGCUGUUGAACUUAAUCUUCGGCCAAGGUUCCCUCUCUUUGGUGGAUGGAAGACACACUAUGUUGUUGGAUACAAUGUCCCCAGCUAUGAAUACUUGUACAACUCUGGCGAUCAAUACAUUCUCAAGAUCCGAUUCAUUGAUCAUAUCUUUGAUGAUAUGAUUGUUGAUGAUGCUGUUACCAGGAUUAUCCUCCCUGAGGGCUGCCACAACAUUCAGGUCAAGUCUCCCUAUCCUAUUGAUCGUCUUGCAGACAGUUUGCACUUUACCUAUCUUGACACCAAGGGACGCCCUGUGGUUGUCCUUCACAAAACCAAUCUUAUUGAGCACCAUAUCCAGGAUUUGGAGAUCAGCUACAGUUUUCCUAGAAUUCUUAUGCUUCAAGAACCUCUGCUGCUCAUUGCGGCUCUCUUCUUGCUGUUUGUUCUUGUCAUCAUAUAUGUGCGUCUUGAUUUCUCAAUUAGUAAAGAUGAAGCAAGUGAGAACAAACUCCGUAUUGCUGGCCUUGUAGAGAAGGUUUUAAGCCAUCAAUUAAAACGUAUCAAUGCUUAUGAUGCUUAUGACGAACAGUUAAACAAACUGAAACAGAUUAAAGAUGUCAACAGCUUCAAUUCAGCUUUAAGAACUAUUACCAAUGAUUUAAAAAAUGAAACACAAGCAAUUUCUGAUCAUCAAGCAAAACUAAAAUCAGAUGGACCUGAACUUGCUGAGAAAGUUACUGAACUUCAGAAGCUUGACAAGGCUCUCAAAGAAUUACUCAACCAGCAGCAAACCUUGUAUGUUGAGAAACUUAUUCCAGCCAAAAUCAACCGAACUGCUUUUGUGGAAGCUGAUGGACCAUUAGCAAAGAAAAAAGCAGAUAUUAGGGAAAAGAUCACAGCUGUCGUCAAAAGUCUUCAGAACUAAGACAAGACUGAGUAUAUAAUUGAGUGCUGUUUUCAUUGAAGUACACUUUUUUUCUCAGUGUCAGACAUUGAGUGAUGAAUUGGGAGUGUAUUGUGAUACUAAGUGUUCUAUCUCCACUGAAGUAAAAAUUAUGUAGGAGUUGUAUCAGAUAGUCAGUGAUGUGCAUUCCUAUUCCUGUAUAUCUAAAGAACUUGCCGCGUCAAUGUUUAUUUUGUGCCUGUAUAUUUGUUUGACUCACAAUGUACAGCACAAUUCAAAUUGAAUUUAUAAUUCAGAUUUAUAUUUUAAAACCAGCACAAGUGGCCAAUCAAAAUUGUCUGGUAGCAAAGUUGGUUUGAAAGGUCCUACUUUAUAUGCAAACUUUUUCUUUGGAAUUUAAUUAUUAGCAAAGGAACAUCUCUUUAUACUUUGGACAGUAAGGGGACUUUUCAGCACUUGUGCCAAUGUACUAUUUUGACACAACAUGCCACAUUUAACAGUACCUCUUACCAGAAGGUUAAUGAGAUCAGCAUUUUUGUUUGCCUAUUUUACCAACACUUAUCAACACUAUUGUGCAUAGGUAUUUCUAAUAUUAUAGUGUUCUGUGUCUGUUAUUACUUCGUUUAUUUUUAACUUAAACCGAGAGAUGAUGCUCGACUGAACUGUGGUUUGAUCUCAAUCUCUCCAAGCACUAAAACAGUAGGCCACAAUUUUUGUGAAGUAUAUUUAGAAAACCCAGAGAGUGUAGCAAUUUUAGAGUUGUAUCCGGGUUUGAGUGGUUUGAGUAGUCAUAAGUAGGCCUAAUGCAAUUUUCAACUGAGACCUAGCCCAACAAGUUUCAUAAAAUCUUGUUUAAUAAAUCUACUAUUAAUGGCGAUUAAGUUUGAGAGACCGAACAAUCUUUUGUACUAAAAUGCUCCUUCUUUAAAAAAAAAAAAAUUGCAAAAUUUUUGAACUCAAAUUAUGUUACCAAAUGUGUGUUGCUUACUUGAAUAAAAAUAUGAUUGCUGUCCCUAA